This is a messenger RNA of Melitaea cinxia (Glanville fritillary), 2041 nucleotides long. Its product is annotated as F-box only protein 21-like. The record is from RefSeq and is a predicted model, not a curated record. Bases 16 to 1749 code for a protein of 577 amino acids. Gene Ontology annotation, molecular function: protein binding; DNA binding. NCBI's taxonomy places the organism in Eukaryota, Metazoa, Arthropoda, Insecta, Lepidoptera, Nymphalidae. The transcript is spliced from 10 exons.
GAACAUAUAAGCAAAAUGGAAGGUAUUAAUAAUACCAAUAUCACGUGUUUACCCGAUGAAAUAAUAUCAUUGAUAUUAAAAAAUAAUGAUCCUCGAGAAAUCAUCAGAUUUUCUGUAACAUGUAAACAAUUUUAUGAGAACGUAAUUUGCAAUGACUACCUUUGGAAAAUCAAGUAUUCCGAAAUAUUUCCUAAAGAAAUGGUGAAAAUCGUUGAAGAACAUUGUAAUAGUAACUGGUUGAAAGAGAUCAUUCAGUAUUACAAACUUAAAAGGAAAAAUUAUAUUGAACUAGUUUGUAUGUCUCCUAAAUAUUAUUGGCGAAUUAAUGAGGUGUCGCUUGAAGAUGUAAAAAUAUUUUUUUCAUUCGCAACAGAGACGAAUUUAAGUUUCUUUUACACAAUUUAUAUCCUUCAAAACAUUGUUAAAACAGGAAAUUACUAUUUAGAUAAUUUUACAAUUUUAAAACCUUUGUAUACUUUAACAGUAGUAUAUUAUGCCAAGAUAGCCCUUCGUCACUUGAUCCAAACCUAUCUUGCUGUUAAAUGGGUAGACUUGCACAUGCGACAAAAGUUGACACCUGAAGUUGUCAUAACAUUCUUCGUGCAAUGGGUAGAUCCGACUUGUAUAUACAGUGACGAGGAAGUCGAAAAUAAGAUCCAGAGCUUAGUAACAAAAGUCAAAGGUUUUCUAAGAGAUGUACAUUCAAAGAAAAACAGAGAACAAGAUGUGGAAAAGUACUCAGAUAAACAAAUACUCUCAGCAUUGUCUCAAGUUAUUUACAAGAGUGAAAACUUUUCUAUAUCAUCAAGUACAAAAGUGAUUACUUUAAACAUAGCAAAAGUAAUAGAUAAAAGUAACGGCAACGCGAUUACAUAUGCAGUCAUUUAUCAAGCAGUUGCUAAGAGGCUCGGCGUGAAAUGUGAACUUAUAGUAUUUCCAAAUCAUUUAUUCUUGGAAUGGCAAGAUAAUGACAUGCCACAUAAACCUCUGUAUACGGUAGAUCUAAUUACUGGAGAAAUAAAACCUAAAAGACAGUGCCCCUUCUCUCAAAGUGCUUAUAGUCGAUAUGAAUAUAGUCCUGACUCACUACUACAAUAUGUUUAUUCAUCAUACAUGAAAUCAAAGGGUGCUCUACGAGAUUGUAAGACGCAAAAUGCGAUUCACCUUUUGGACUUCCUUGAAACAAGACAAUUAAAUCACAAUCCUUAUAGAAAUUUCUUGCCUUAUUUGGUUGACCACGUAAAUCCGGCUCUGACUACAAGCUUAAAUAUGAAAUUCAUUCAAAAUGACCAUAUGCAACUCAUUUUGACUUUAUCAAACUUAAAUACUCCUCCGGAAGUCGCGUACCACCAAGUUCAAGUUAAAAAACAUCGUGAUUCUGUGAAAUAUGCCGUGGGCAUGAUAUGCUAUCACAAGCUAUAUAACUAUAUGUGUUGUGUCCGUGGUUGGGAAUAUAAUGGCGCCCACCUAAGGAUUCCGAUUGAUAAUAAUCUAUACUUUGGUCGGGAGCAACCAUUUUAUCGCGUUAUUGCAGGUGAUCAAUCAGAGAGAUUUGUCGCUCAAGAAAAUUUAAUAGCAGUUACAACACCAUUUCGGAUAUACUGCCUAGAGGACCACAUAGCCCGAGAGUUCACUCACUAUAAUGGAUUUUCUUACGUUCCUAAUGCUGAGAAGAAAAUAGAAUAUCCGAAUGAAGAACAUGUUACAGAAGUAUUUAGAAGACGUUUCGUAAAUGUUGCCACACCUUAAAACUUUGGAUUAUGUACCUACUAUCAUACUAAUGUUAUAAAUGCUAUAUGAUAUUUGUUACUCUUUUACGCAAAAACUACUGAAUUGAUUGUAAUAAAAUUUGAUACGUAGUUGAAAAGAGGACGGACUCGAGACUCAGAAUAACAUAUUAUGCUACUUUUAUCAAAGGAAUCGGAUAUUACGGGUGUAAACCGCGUAACGCAGUUAGUUUUGCAUAAGCUUUUAAUUGUGCAUAAUAUUUUUAAGUUUUUAUUGUUCCUUUCUUGACAUUAAAAAAAGCUUCCACAAGAAA